CUAGCACCAGCUCCUGGCUGGAAGAGACCUAGACAGAGGCCGCCCUCGGUCAUCCUAGGCCCAACAACUUGGCCGGCCGAGCGAAAUCGCCCACAUGUGGCGUGAGGCUGUAGGACGUGGACACAUGAAAUCGGCGCGAUGGACCCUUGCUGCCUCUGCGGGUUGAUUGAUUGAUUGUCUUUUUAUGAUUUUGUUUGAAUGUGUCUUUCAAAGGAAGUUCUACAAACAACUCAUUCAUGCAGUCUAUGCCUGUACAGCAGCCGAUGAAGACGAUGUCACAGAUUGGAAUCUCUGUGGAACCCCUUCACGUUAUCCAGCAUCAGAUACCAGCAGAAACUACCCAGGAAGUUCUACAAACAACUCAUUCAUGCAGUCUAUGCCUGUACAGCAGCCGAUGAAGACGAUGUCACAGAUUGGAAUCUCUGUGGAACCCCUUCACGUUAUCCAGCAUCAGAUACCAGCAGAAACUACCCAGACGUCGACUUUAACCAGCUUCUCAGAGUUCUCCAUGAAGAUGUUGGAGAACUUCUACAACUACGCCUCGUCGUUCGGAAUAAACCAGUCGCAGAUGACACCCCAGCCAAACAUCAGCUGGAUCCCCAUGACGGUCCUAGAUAAAUGGUUUCAGAACUUCAAGAAAAAAAUGGCGCAGGAUCAGAACUUUUGGAGGAAGUAACUGUACUUGUGUAAUUUUUGUAUUUUAACAAUUUUAAGAUUUGGGUACUUUUUGUAACACAAAACAUAAUGUCCACAGA
Asterias rubens (European starfish) is the source of this 755-nucleotide messenger RNA. Its product is annotated as protein Hikeshi-like. Gene Ontology annotation, biological process: protein import into nucleus. Gene Ontology annotation, cellular component: cytosol; nucleus. Bases 185 to 676 code for a protein of 163 amino acids. The transcript is spliced from 3 exons. The record is from RefSeq and is a predicted model, not a curated record. NCBI's taxonomy places the organism in Eukaryota, Metazoa, Echinodermata, Asteroidea, Forcipulatida, Asteriidae. Gene Ontology annotation, molecular function: Hsp70 protein binding; nuclear import signal receptor activity.